Molecule: messenger RNA, 3018 nt
Organism: Capsaspora owczarzaki ATCC 30864
Lineage: Eukaryota; Filasterea; Ministeriida; Capsasporidae
Exons: 9
Coding region: 94-2913 (939 amino acids)
Source: RefSeq, a predicted model, not a curated record
UUUUCCUUGGUUUUCCCAGCUACUUCUUCUUCUUCUUCUUCUUCGCUUUUAUCACUUUUCGUCCCCUUCUUCUUUUUUCUACUAACAACCAUCAUGUCUGGGACUGGUCCUCCACCGACCUCGACCUCGACCUCGACCUCGACCUCGACCUCGACUAUCACUGCGUCGUCGUCCGCUGUUCCGCCAAUCGCCCGCUCUCCGUCCGCGCCAUCCAACUCGGCCGCCACUCCGUCCUCAUCAUCAUCAUCAUCAUCAACUUCAUCAUCCUCAUCCUCAGCUUCAGCUUCAGCGACGUCGCCGUACAGCAAUGCAGCUCGCUUCUCGACGGGAUCUUCGCCUGCGCUGAUUCCCGCGUCCUCCUCCCACCACGCCGCCGCCACGAGUACCACUACUCCUGCAUCUGCUGCAUCUACUGCUGUUGCUGCUGCUGCUUCCUCAGGGGCGGCGGGCUCCCGGCUCAAUCCCAGCGCCUCGUCACCCGCGCCCGCUCAGUCGACCACUCCGUCCGCAGCGCCGUCGCCGUCCGCGUCAGGCGCAUCAGUGGUGGCAGCUUCGUCGUCGUCGUCGUCGUCGUCGUCGUUGACAGGUGCCACUGCCGCGCACAAUGGUGACCGGUCGGGCAGGUCGCCGGGCAAUCCCUCGUCAUCCAAUUCGAGUGCGAAUGCUAAUUCUCAGAAUCAUGGCAAUGCGAAUCUGGCUCAGACGACCAACGCAAGCUCAGGCUCAGGCUCAGGCUCACAUUCAACCUCAACCUCAACCUCAACCUCGGGAAGCCUCCGACCAGACUCGCCCCAAGGCCGCGCAAGAGCAAGCUCGGGCUCGGCCAACAUUGGAUUUGCCACGUCCGGGAGUCGAGCAACAACCACGGCGGCACCUGGAGUGCAAGGCGGAGUAGUGCCGUCAUCGGCCGUCCUGUCGGGACCCGGGUCUGUCACUGCAGGCUCACGACCCUUCUCUGUAGCGCUGUCGGGAUCGCCGCCCGUCGCGGCAAGUGUUGCCUUCCGUCGACGAAGCAUUGGCAGCCAAGCAAAUGAGAUUCCUGGUCGGCCCUCGUUGGACUCAAUGUCAUCUCCUGAUGCAUCCAACUUUUGGGACGAUGGGGACUCCCAGUGGAUGCAGGAAAUGUCGGAAAAGACCCGCCGAAGACUGCUGGACAAUGGCUCACCGGGCGUCGCUGGCGGUCGAGAAACCCUUUCUGUGCGCUUUGCAGACAUUCUAGCGGAGCCUCGUCGCUCCGAGCUGAUGAACAACAAAAAAUACCUCGAGGUCCUGGCCAAGAUUGACUCGAUCAAAAAGAAGAUUGAAAACGAAGUCAAGGUGCGCGAAGGCUUUGACAAGCUGGAGGAAGCAUACAACCGGAAUCCAGCAUUGGUCGAUGAGAAAUUCCAAUCCAAGUUUGAACGCAAGUUUGUUAAAUCCGACACGCGCAUGCGAGAGCUUGAACGUAAGCUGGCCAAGUAUCAAGCCAUCCACACGGCAAUAGAAAACGGCGAAUAUAGCGAUGACGAUAACAGCUUUGACUCGUUCAAGGGAGCAGCCUCGGAAAUUGUCACCUCGUUGCAAAAAUCGACGGGAAAUCUCAUUCGCAAUCCCGUCCGAUACAUCAAGGGCAAAACCAAGACCUUUGGCGAGCGCCUUGGCCACAUUGGUGGUGACAGAGCUCAAGACGGCCGAGAGCGCCGCAAAUCCAUUGACGAUCUUUCGCAAUUGCAAGAUCCCGACUCUCCGUCACCAGGCGAUGGCCCUUCGACUGGCAUCAACAACACCAUUUCACCCACCCUUGCCGUUGCCUCGCCCGACAACAGCAGCGCUGUCUCCCCGACGGUCACCGACAGCCAUUCCCCAGCACAACAAUCGACAACCUCCAGUGCGGCUGCGUCCUCCAGUCUUGACUCUGGCACUUUCACGGCAAAAAAGCAAUUCAGCAAUGCUGCUGAUCAAGCCGACUCGAGCCCGAGUGAUGCCGAAAGUGUCGUGCUUACUCGCCACUUUGACUCUGACCGCACUCCCGAGGACUUGACCGACUCUGAGGACGAAGAUGGCCCUGGCAUUCGGGAGCUGGCCAAAGCCAUGCAAAAAGAUCGUCGCUCUGCCCAUCAACACCAACUCAUCAUUCAGCAGCUGAAGGAAUCGCUGGUUCGAGUCGAGGCCUCGCUGGCUGAUGAACGAAAGUCGCGCCGUCAGUUGGAGCAAGAAAUGGCCGAUGACAAGCAGGCAAUGCUGCAAUUUGCACACGACACGCAGGAAUCAUUCAGCGAACUCAAGGAAUCUAUCGCAUCACUCCAGCGCGAAAUGGACUACCGAUACCAGCUCACUUUGCAGCAGACAGAGGAAGCUCGGGAUAUCAUUGGUCAAUUCCACGAUCGGAUUGGCGUGGUCGAACACAGCGUCAACACAUCCCGUCGAAGCGAAACCAUCAACUUUAUUGGCCAAAAAUUGAGCUAUGUUCUGGCCGCCGUGGCAGUGGUGGUCGUCUUUAUCACCAACAUUGUCUUGCUGAUCCGCAACAAGUUCUUUGCGCCCGUGCCCUUGCUACCAGCGCCCAGCCUCACAGCUCAAGUCGACGAUUUCUCGUCCUCGUGGUCUGACACAUUCACAGAGCCUGUGCCUCCAACACCCUCGAUGCUCGACUCGCCCGAAUUCUCAACACCGGCAAUGUCCCCCACUACAACGCCUCGCUCGGCUUCGCCCAACUCCACCCCGACGACUGUGGUUCCUCCGCGAUCCCCAAAGCGUCCCUCUCGUGGAUCCGAAAGCUUGGCCAAAAUGGCGUCCGUGAACGCGGCGCUCGCUGCUCAAGCCGGUAGCGGCCGCCUCCUGGCUCCGACGAACGGUGCAGGCUUUUCUUUUGAAAGCGCGGAACCGAAUGACUCUGAGCAGGAGUCGUCGACAGAUGGGAAGAAGCACCAGUGAUCUAUCUCGUGGAGUGGAGUGGAGGCUUCCUGUUUCUAGCCGUUCUCUUGUUUUAAUUUUCGAUUUGGUUUUUCGUAUUGUAUUAAUUUUAUUGGGUAUCCACGU